CACACUGGAAAAUAAAAAUAGGAAACAUACAGAGGAAUUAUGCUAAGAAAAGCAAAUGGAUAUAGUCAAAGCCACAAACCACUUGGCUAGGUCCUUUCCGAAAGAUUACCAGCAAAAGGUUAAGAAACCAUCUAAAAAGAGAAAUGCUUUUACUUUUUAAGUUCAUUUUUUUCCACCAGCAUUUUCCUCCAAAAAAAAAAAAAAGAGUUUGGUUAGAUCUCUAUUUAUAUAAAGUAUUGUUUUUUGCAUCUGAUUUUUCUUUUUUUUUCCGGACAGCAAAACAAGAAAAAGUUACUGAGUAACACUUUUUACCCAGCACCUUUUGCAAGAGCAGUUCCAACCUCAGCCAGGCAGCGACUGCACCUUGAGCAGCACUUGCUACAACACCUUUAAGGACCUCAGCCUUAGCUUCUCAUCUCCAAAUGUGUUUUUUCUUUCCUGCUUUUACGUGCUGUCUCUUGAAAGAUAUUUCAACCAUAAGUAAUGCAUGAUGAGGAUUGCCUUUUCCGUUGCUUGUAAACAGUACACAGUGGGGAACCCUUCCUACCUGGAGUCUCCUAGUGCCACUCCAAGAUAAGCUAAUCAUUAAUCAGAAAAGCACCUUGCGGCAACAUUAGCAGAUGGCCCAUCAGUGGCUCUGAUCCGAAUCACCACGUUAAUCAUUUGUUCUUUGCCCGCUCCAGCUGGCUCGGAUGAAGAUGAGCACCGUGUUCCUCCUGCUCCUGCUGUCCAUCCCCGGCUCCAUGGUGGAGCAGGACCUGCCAAGGCGGGAGCCACGGCGCCUGUCGUGCGUGCGAUGCUGUGGGCCCUCGGAGCAGCCCGUCUCCAUCAUCUCCUCACGAUACACAAGGAUGAGCAGUGACCCUGCUUCCUCGGUACCCAAAGUGCAGCCCACCAUAGAUAUCACCAUCCUCAAAGGUGAGAAGGGGGAAAUGGGAGAAAAGGGGUACCCUGGGGCAGCUGGGAAGGAAGGAGAGAGAGGGCUACGUGGUUUCAAUGGACGGAAGGGCCAGAAAGGCCAGCCUGGCCCCCAAGGCCACUCAUGCAAGCAGCUCUACGCCGCCUUCUCAGUGGGUCGCAGAAAACCCUUGCAUAGCUCAGACUACUUCCAGCACGUCAUUUUUGACACCGAGUUUGUGAACCUCUACAAGCACUUCAACAUGUUCUCAGGGAAGUUCUUCUGCUACGUGCCUGGAAUCUACUACUUCAGCCUCAACGUCCACACUUGGAACUUCAAGGAGACCUACCUGCACCUGAUGAAGAACGAGAAGGAGAUGGUCAUCCUCUAUGCCCAGCCCAGUGACCGGAGCAUCAUGCAGAGCCAGAGCCUGAUGCUGGACCUGCAGGAAGGAGACGAGGUCUGGGUGAGGAUGUUCAAGCGGGAGCGAGAAAACGCCAUCUAUAGUGAGGAGUCUGAUGUUUACAUCAUCUUCAAUGGCCAUUUAAUCAAGCCAGCUGUAGAGUAGUAGAGUUCUUCAGCUUCAGGCUCAGAGCUUUGGUAGGGGUUUGUCUGAUGCAUUAAUGUCUUCCCUUUUAGAAACGCACAUCUAGCUCUGCUUGGAAGGACUGCAGCAGGCAGCCUCCUGGUGGGUUUGUGUCCAUGUCAGGGACACCUGUGACUGAAGGUGACGGGGCUUCAAGGUGCUGCAAGCUAUGAGCAUAGAAGGCUUUAACCUUUAACAUGCCCUGGAAACAAAGCAGAGAAGGCCCCAGCUCUGCAGCCCCAUACAGAUCCACAAGACCAUCCCUCAAGAGUCUGCCAAGUUGGUAGCAACAAAAUUUAUCUCUGCUCUGCCUUGGAAAAAAAAGGAUUGUAGGGACUGUAAGGGAUUUUGGGAGGCUGACUAGCCCAACAAGACAUUUUGAUGAGAUCUAAGGGUCACCUUCAGAUACCUGUUAUCCAGGUGCUAAUCAAGGAAUGUACCUACCACAAUGCUUAGGUAUCUUUGCAGUGCACAGUACUGCUAACAAAACCCCCUUUCUGCCAGCACCCACACCAUGCCUGCUCCACUCAUGUGGGCAAGGACACGCAGUGUUAAUAUUUUGCACAGUACAAUUACCCUAAAUUACAUUUUUGUUCCAUUUCAUGUAAUACUACAUUCUGAGAGCAAAAUGCUAGAAUUACAUAAAUAACAUCAUACUGACCUAGAAAACUUUCUUGGAGACAUAAUUUUAAG
Messenger RNA from Numida meleagris (helmeted guineafowl), 2177 nucleotides. It is a transcript of the gene C1QTNF8, whose product is annotated as C1q and TNF related 8. Gene Ontology annotation, molecular function: protein binding. Lineage: Eukaryota; Metazoa; Chordata; Aves; Galliformes; Numididae. The record is from RefSeq and is a predicted model, not a curated record. The coding region runs from base 693 to 1466 and encodes 257 amino acids. The transcript has 2 exons.